Molecule: messenger RNA, 2673 nt
Organism: Pomacea canaliculata
Lineage: Eukaryota; Metazoa; Mollusca; Gastropoda; Architaenioglossa; Ampullariidae
Exons: 5
Coding region: 52-2091 (679 amino acids)
Source: RefSeq, a predicted model, not a curated record
GCAAGCGCUACGGACUCAGAGAGUUCAGGUGCGUCACGUGGCUUGCUAAGCAUGACGUAUUUUCCGGUGAGGGUGACGUGGAGUGUGGCUAGUGACGUCUGCCAGGCUCUGAGCACUCCAGGAAGCCAGGUGAACCUUGUCAUGCCAACGAACGACGCCAUCGCAGAUACUGUGAUCACCUUGCUGCAAAAUUCUACGAUCCCAAAGGUGUGGUUAGGUGAUCUUUUGUCGGCGAACCAGGACAAUGCCCUCUGGCUUAACGGAUCUGCUAAUGUCUCCCCAUCCUGUGUCAGCGUUACAUACCACGUGACCAGCGGUCUGCAAAGGGAAUCGGAAUCUUGUCUACUCCCGCAGGCGGCUGUUCUGUGUCAAAAGCUCGAGAAAAACAACUGCACCUUUCGGAACUUGUCUGGAAUGGCCAUCUCUUCGGACUGGGUUCUGGGGCAAGUGAGGAGCGUCAACGAGUGUCUAGACCAUUGCAACAGCUUCUACUAUAAAGGUCUGGAGUGCUGGGCCGUCACCGUCAACAACAGAACCAGGACGUGCUACCUCUACUACGCUAGAACCCCAGUGGCAGACGAUCACAGCCAAAUUCUUAAAGUGGGGGCGAAUUAUUUUGUCCUCUACAUUCGCACCUGCUUCCGCACGUCAGUCUACGACUUCUCAUCAACCCUGAUAAACAGCCUGCUGUAUCCGGACAACAGUUCUGUGAUGUUCCUGCUGCCCUCAACAGACUCAAUGGAGGUGAUAUCGGAAGUUGAGUUGAGUGCUACUCCGCUGCAGAUUAUGGUCAGCGUUGUGGAGGAGUAUGUGGUCACGGUACAAGUCGACGUUGAAACGAAGGUGGCUAUCUUGGCGACGUCGGUGUUUGAUCUCGGGAUAACGGAGGCACUGCCAUUCGAAGCGAUAAAAGAUACAACAAGGCUUCAAACCACGACGAACAAUCCGACAAUUGUGGCCAAGACGACAUGGAAUAGCCUCCCAGCAGUGAGCGAAACAACAUCCGUGACGCCAGCGGCAACAACAACAUUAACGGCAAAAAACAUUUUGACAUUGUAUUUGAGAAAUGCCAACACGACAACGCAGGCAGCAAACGCGUCAAUAACAAACGGAACAACGCUGACGUCAUCGAGCAGUGUGACGAAAGCCAUGAAUAGCGCAACAGUGACGUCCGCAAGUGGCGUGACGCAGGCUGCGACGUAUGAUUACACGAACGCGAGCCCAGGGCAGACGUCAACGAAUACGAGCGCAUCAUCUGACGUCAAGGCAUCAGCAGCCGUCUCGACCGCGAUCACUGAAGCGUCAGCCAAAGUGACGUAUGUGGCGACGAAGACGACUACACAAACCCUCGACAUUGCGACAACGACACAAGUCGACCUGCUGCCAAGCACGGGAAUGUUUGCUGAGUCAGCCGCAUCGACGUCGGCGUUUGCAGCGACGAAACCAUUUCAGACCGUCGGUUUCAACCUCCUGAUACCUUCCUACCAGAACGUUCAGCAGGGUCAGACCAAAACUGUGACGUCACUGUAUGUUCAGGAAACGACUGGGAGCAAGCAGACAGACCAACUGACCUCUAUUUUGCAGCUGUUGGGGCCAACAACGUCGCUGCCACCCUCUUCAAGGGAGACGACAGCAGGCGGUGGAAUGCAACAGGGUGCUGGUCAGACAACCCUCCCGUUUUCCAGUUUGGCCUACUUCGACCAAACAUCAUCGUCUGAGGUCGAUCAUUCAACUGCUGGAUAUGGGAACGAGGCAGUCACUCGAGAACUUUCCGCAACGCCAGCGAUGAGUACGGAGUCUUCUAGCUCUACCGGGGAUGCUGCUACGCUGUGUGCUUGCUACGCCCUCUGCGUCCCCACCGAAACCUCCCCCGAGUUCAACAAUUCCAGUCUCCAGGACUUGCUGGAGGACAUGUUGGUGGACUACAAGUCCACGUCUCGAAGCAGAAGAAAACUCGUCUCUGUUCAAGACGAUCGCCCCAGCGCACGGAUGCUCGGCUCCAUGGGAACAGCCAUUCUCCUGUCAGUUGCCUCCCUUGUGCUCGCUCUGGACCUGUGCAGCCUCGGGCGCUGGCUUGCAAAUCGGAAGUGACGCAAGAUGGCAGACCGAACAUUUUUCAUGACUAGAACUAUUUUAUUUACGUUCUUGCAGAUAUGUUCUUUGGGGAGACUUCUCUCAACAUUUAUCUUCUAGCUGGCAGUUCCUUCCCCUUCCAACUGAUGCCAUCCCUCGCAUAAUUUACUUACCUGAGGAACAACAUACCACUGGUUGUACUAGUGACGCCUAACAUUUUAAAAUAGAAUUUCAAUUAAUUUAAACUUUCAAACAAACUUUCAGUUAUUGCUGGGAAUUAGCUGCAUAAAGCAACGAAGGAUGGUGCUCUGACGCAUAUGUACGUAGCGUUCAGUCGACAAUAUUUUCUUAUACAACAGGAAAUUUUGAAGUAGGUUACACAACACUUGUGGACUAUUGUACCAGUUAUUGUUAUGUAAUUUUCCCUCUUCAUUGCUUGAUGUUAACUGCGACUUUUUUUCUUUUCAUCCUCUCUUGCUGUUCUUGUCGAGAUGCUAGAUGUCACCGUAACAGAACAGGCGUUUGUGUUAAGAUUCCUUUGCAGCUAACGUUGACAUCUUUGAUAUUAUACGUGAUCUAAUUAAAUUAGUAGACGAUUAU